AUGCAGCAGCAGACGCCGCAAGACGAGGCAGACGCGGCAGAGGGUCGUGCCAGUUCUGACCCACAAUGCAAGAAGUGCUGCAUCAUCUUGAACUUCCUGAUGCUGCUGUUGCUUGUGGCAGCUGUCAGCGUGGAUGCUGCGGCGUUGCGGCCGCGUCGCGAUGUCUCACACCUGCCGCUGGAGUACUUGCCGCCUGUGGUGCUGCCGCCGCUGCCUAGUCGCGAUUACCUGCCGCCCGUGGAGCAGCAUGCCGCCAGCUUGCCGCACGUUGUGACGCCACCUCGUGAUUAUCUGCCACCUGUGGAGUCACUGCAGCUAAGCAAUGAGUACCUGCCGCCCGCAUCCCUCGAGCAGCUAAGCGAGUCAACAACCGAGGCAGCACCAGCCACAACAACUAGCACCACAGAGCUGCCUACAACAGAGGCUGUGCCCACCAACCCCACCACGGAGCAGCCGGCAGCUGUGGAAACCGAAGCACCUGUGGAGCCCGAAACGCACGAAGAUAUUGUGGAGCCUGCCGGCGUGCUGCACGCGGAUGGCUAUCAUUAUGCCGCGCCCGACAUCAUACCCGACCUGACGCCCACGGCUGCGCCCGUGGAGGCCUAUCUGCCGCCACUCGAUGACAAUGCCGUGGUGGCCGAGGAGCUGCCGGAGAGCGAGGAGUCCGCCGCUCUGCUGGACGAUGGCUAUCAUUAUCGCGCGAUCAGGCGGCUGCGCUUCUAA
Molecule: messenger RNA, 723 nt
Organism: Drosophila novamexicana
Lineage: Eukaryota; Metazoa; Arthropoda; Insecta; Diptera; Drosophilidae
Product: proline-rich 33 kDa extensin-related protein
Exons: 2
Coding region: 1-723 (240 amino acids)
Source: RefSeq, a predicted model, not a curated record